Molecule: messenger RNA, 5841 nt
Organism: Bufo gargarizans (Asiatic toad)
Lineage: Eukaryota; Metazoa; Chordata; Amphibia; Anura; Bufonidae
Gene: IQSEC3
Product: IQ motif and Sec7 domain ArfGEF 3
Exons: 15
Coding region: 57-3128 (1023 amino acids)
Biological process (GO): actin cytoskeleton organization; regulation of ARF protein signal transduction
Molecular function (GO): guanyl-nucleotide exchange factor activity; protein binding
Source: RefSeq, a predicted model, not a curated record
CCCCCUCCCCCGUCCCUGGCAGCCUAGGCUCCGCUGUCAGUGUGUCCGGGUCCGGGAUGAUGAUGGAGAAUCUCCUGGAGAACCCGGUGCGCGCCGUGCUCUAUCUGCGGGAACUAACCACCAUCGUGCAAAACCAGCAGAGCCUCAUCCACACCCAGCGGCAGCGCAUCGACGAGCUGGAGCGGCGGUUGGACCAGCUGGGCAACGAGAACCGGAGCCUCCGGGAUCUGCAUCAGGCGGCGCAGCAGCAGAGCCCGAACCCGACCCCACAGCCGCCACAGAGCCCCAGCGCCCCCGAGAGCCCGGCGCACGUCCAGGCGCUCACCCCGGCGCACCAGCACCCGCCGCCUGCCCCGCACAGCGAGCCCGAGCCGGAGCCCGCACAGAGCGCUGCGCCCCGGAGCUCCCCGCAGGUCCAGCACAAGCCCGCGACCCUGUGCAAGGCCAUUCUGGGAAGGAAAACCGAGAAUGAGACUGUCUUGCACCAGUUCUGUUGCCCUGUUGCAGAUGCAGAGCAGAAACCGUCUCCACCGAGUGAUGACUCCGCCAGUAAGAAGCUGUUGUGUACCCCCUGGGACAUCCGGGAAGGUGACAGUCAGAUGAACAGCAGUUCCAAACAGCCUGGAGAGGAGGAGAUGCUGACCAAGGCCAGUCUGCACCACACUGGCUCCCCGGUCCGAGUACAGCGAGGGAAGAAUGCGGCCACCUGCUCUCAUGGGACAAAUAAAUCGGAAUAUGAGUUGUCCUUGGACCUUAAGAACAAACAGAUUGAGAUGCUUGAGCACAAGUAUGGGGGGCACCUAGUAUCUCGCAGGGCAGCCUGUACCAUCCAGACAGCAUUUCGACAAUACCAGCUAAGCAAGAACUUUGAAAAGAUCCGAGACUCCUUGCUACAAAGUCGCCUCCCCCGACGCAUUUCCUUGCGAAAGAUUCGAGUCCAUAACCCAGAUAGUUUCCCUUCUGCUGAAAAAGCUCUGUUGGAAAGCUACAAUUUGAUGGGUAUCCCUCUAGUGAGGUCUCCUUCCCUCCCAGCUACUAUCAGUGGGGCAUUAACUGAGCUUGAAGACUCCUUCACUGAACAGGUACAGUCUCUUGCCAAAUCUAUUGAUGAUGCCCUCAGCACUUGGAGCCUGAAGACCAUGUGUGCCUUCCCUGAGGCAGGCUCCUACCAGAUACGGGAGACCUUUAUGCAGCAGAAUCCAGAACUGGAGCCACCUAAACUAGAAGAAGGAGAAAGUGAGGAUAGCAAACUGGGGACUCUACCUAAAAGUAGCAGUACAUUAAUGAUGGCUUUCCGUGAUGUUACAGUUCAGAUAGACAAUAAUAAUAUUUCAGUAUCCUCCUCUACUUCCCUUUCCAUGUCCAACUGCUUGGCCGGGACUCAGAACUCUAAAACGGAGGAGGAGAGGGUCAGUGUCAGUGGAGAAGUUACUUUGGAGCCUCCUUCCCAGGAAACUACCCAUGAGACGCACGUUGUACAGAACUCCUUUCCUGAGGUGAAUGGUAAUGGGGUUGGGAAGGAAUUAGUUGGACCUGUUCCUACUGAAACUGAAACUACUGACCUCUCAGAACAGUUGAGCAGCAGUAGCACCUCCACCUCUGCUAAGUCUGUAUCUGAGGUGUCUUCUAAGGAGGCCUUGCAAGCCAUGAUCCUCAGCCUUCCUCGGUACUAUUGCGAGAACCCUGCCAGCUGCCGAUCACCAACUCUCUCAACUGAUACAAUGAGGAAGAGACUGUACCGCAUCGGGCUGAACCUGUUCAAUAUUAAUCCUGAUAAAGGCAUCCAGUUCUUAAUCUCUCGCGGUUUCAUCCCAGAUACCCCCAUUGGGGUUGCACAUUUCCUGCUACAGAGGAAAGGACUAAGCCGACAAAUGAUUGGCGAAUUCCUUGGGAACAGCAAAAAGCAAUUCAACCGGGAUGUUCUUGACUGUGUGGUGGAUGAAAUGGAUUUUUCCAACAUGGAGCUGGAUGAGGCUCUGCGGAAGUUCCAGGCACACAUCCGAGUGCAGGGUGAGGCACAGAAGGUGGAACGUUUGAUAGAAGCCUUCAGCCAGCGGUACUGUAUGUGUAACCCAGACAUCGUUCAACAGUUCCACAACCCGGACACCAUCUUUAUCUUGGCAUUUGCCGUUAUCCUUCUCAACACGGACAUGUACAGCCCCAGCAUCAAACCUGACCGCAAGAUGAUGCUAGAAGAUUUUAUACGCAACCUCAGAGGGGUGGAUGACGGAGCAGACAUUCCCCGAGAAAUGGUGGUAGGCAUCUAUGAACGAAUCCAACAGAAGGAACUGAAAUCUAACGAGGAUCACGUGACCUAUGUAACAAAGGUGGAAAAUUCUAUUGUGGGCAUGAAGAGCGUGCUCUCAGUUCCUCACAGACGUCUCGUUUGCUGCAGCCGCCUUUAUGAAGUGACCGAUGUGCAUAAAGUACAGAAACAAGCAGCACACCAACGAGAGGUCUUCCUGUUUAAUGACCUUCUAUUGAUCUUAAAGCUUUGUCCAAAAAAGAAGACUUCCUCAACCUACACGUUCUGCCGGGCGGUGCCGCUCCUGGGGAUGCAGUUUCAUCUUUUUGAAAAUGAAUAUUACCCGCAUGGGAUCACACUGGUCAGCCCACUCUCAGGUUCAGAGAAGAAAUUAGUUUUGCAUUUUUGUGCACUUGGCGCUGAGGAACUACAGAAAUUCCUGGAGGAUCUAAAGGAGUCCAUUUGUGAAGUGACAGAGAUGGAACAGAUCCGUAUUGAAUGGGAAUUGGAGAAGCAGCAUGGGGUAAGGACUGCCCCCAUUAGGACAAACGGGUCUCAGUUGGACAUUCAGUGCACGCAGGAAUCCCCCAUUGGUAAGCACGAGUCACCUGAGAAGGACACAGACAGCGUGGUGGAGGUGUCAAUUCACAACAGGCUUCAGACGUCCCAGCACAGCGGCCCCCAGGGGCCAGAGAAUGGAGCUCCGGGCAGCACGGCUCCUAAUGGGCAGCGGGAGGCUCUGCAGGCUGCCCCCUCCGACCGGCUCCUGCAGUGUCAGCAGAUUGUCAAGUUGGACUUCAGGUACAAGAAGAUUUUGGAAAGAUUUGGAGUUGUUACAAUGGGACAAACUGUGAGAAUUAUGGGACCCCAUGUGUCAUUCUGAUCAUCACCGGAGCCACGUAUCUUCACAAAAGAAGAGGAGCACAAAUCCACAAAAAGAUGUUUCCAGCUUCAUGCCACGUUGAAGUCUUCUACAAAGGAUUAAGAUUCACUAGUGUGAUUGGUGAUGUUCUGUAGAGCACCUACCCGCUGUUCAUCUGUUUCUUCAUUGUUAUGAUCAAUAUGGCCAUCAUGGGUUCACCAGUCAUUUCCGGGUUCCUAAAUGGCAAAUCUGUGCAUUGAAGCUACAAUAGCAGCCAUAUUAGUUGUCUCUCAGUUUCCCAGUAACAGAGAAAACUAAGAAAACAUUGAACACAAUUUAGUUACUUUCAGGCAUUCUCUUUUGGGUCUAGAUGGUGUCUAGACAUGCACCAGAUUUAUCACAGGGGCUCAGGCUGGAUGGUAAAUGUGGUGCAGGAAAAUACAGUUUUCUCUGACUCUAUACCAACUAUUGGUUGGCUUAGUUUGAGAAUGAAUUUUGUUUUGUUUUUUGUGGCACAAUUUUGGAGCUAAAUAUUGCAUAUUAAGCAAGACUACUUUCACUCGAAACCAUGCACCUUUUCCAGUAAGUCAUGUCCCCAGGCACAGAUGAUUUCUCUAAACCUAGAUGUGCAAAUUGUGCCACAUUAUGGCGCAAUUUACACCAAAAUCUAGGUACACAUUAGUAACUGUGAGCCCUUGUAUUUCAGUUGUUCACACUUUUCAAGAUCUUUGCUUCUUGUCGGUGAAUACAAACCUCAUUUAUGCCCAAAGGCUUGAAAAGCCACCCUAGCACGGGUGCAUGGCUCAUUAUUAUACAUAAUCAUGAAACCUUGAAACUGGCCAAUAGCUGAAAAACAAAGUAUAUUAAAACUUGCCGAAAGGGCUUUUCUGAGAUCUUUUUUUACUGAUGGCCUAUGCUCAGGAUAGGACCCUCACUGAUCAGCUGUUUGAGAAGGCAGUGGUGCUCGAGGUAGCAAUGUACCCUUUCCGAGCUUAGCCUGCCCUAGGCCAUGUAAUGUCACGUGCAUCAUCACAUAACCUAGGCGCAGUUCAGCCCCAUUGAAGUGAAUGGAACCGAGCUGCAAUACCAAGAACAACCACUAUACAAUGUACUGUAUGGCGCUGUGCUUGGUGAGCAUAGAGAAGACUGACGGUGACCUCUCAAACAGCUGAUCAGUGGGGGUCCUGGAUGUUAGACUCCCACCGAUCAGAUACUGAUGACCUAGCCAGUGGAUCAGUAAAAGGAUCUCGGAACAACCCUUUUAAGCUUUUCCUUCACAAAACUGGCUGUAUAUCCCUUAUAAAUAUAUAUCUUUUUCUAAUCACUACAUGCAAAGUCAAAAACCCUAUCCCUGCUGAUGAGCUUGCUGUCUUUUGUGGAGGCUUGAUGUGAUCACUGAUGAUGCACAAUAUGAAUACCCAGUGGUUACUGCAUUAACUGCAUGGUGCAUUAUAUACAAAAUCAAAAAUCUUAUUCUCCCAUAAGGUGAAUACAGACUUUUUGUAGGGAGAAUUUUUUUUAUGUUUCACUCUUCACUGAUGUUUCAUGAAAUGGCUCCUCAACUCGUAAGGUAUUAGCCACAUGGUACAUUACAUAAUACUUCAAAAACUGAAGCUCCAGCAGAGAAAAACCAAUGUUCUUCAUGUUAUCACAUGUGGCAGUCUGACAUAGGGGAAUGAUGAGCUUCGGGUAGGGCCAAACCAUGAUUUACAUGUUGAAUUCAAAGCCCCAUUCCUGCUGAUGAGCUCCAGUAAGGGCCAAGCUGUGUCUUACAUGCACAGUUGAAAAUCCUAUGCCCACUGAUAAGGUCGAGUUAUGACCAACCAGUUUUUCUUGGUGGAAAUGCCAUGAUAUCUAUGAUAUUUCACAAUAGAAAUACUUAGUCUUAAGAGUAUUAAUUGUAUAGUGCUUUACAUGCUGAAUCGAAAAUCCUGUCCUCACUAAUGGGCUUUCAAGGUGGAAAUAUUUUGUCAUCACAUAUAUUUAGUGGUAUUAACACCUAGUGAUAAGCGCAUUAACAGUGUGGUGCUUUACACGCUGAAUUGAAAGCCCUAUUCUCACUGAUGAGCUCCACUAAGAGCCAAACAGUGUUCUUGUAAGUCAUUAAUAUCUUCUAACAUGAAUAUCCAGCCAUUAAAGCAUUAAAUGUAAGGGCUACCAUGGCAAUGACAGUUCACAAAAUUAUAUUUUUCUGAAUAGGAGUGGAUUGUUGUAGCGCUAGAUUUUAAAAAGCAUUUUCUUCAUAUUGGACUAUAUCGUUAGCCCGGGCAACCUGUAGAUUAGAUGAGAGUUUUGUGCAUAUCAAGGGUGACCGUGGCUGUUUAUCAAAUUGUAAUCUGUAUUUCAUUAUGUGUAAAACCUAAUCUAGAACUUAUUGGAGUUGUCCAGGAUUAGGGUACGGACAGACGUUAAAUUUUUUUGGGGGGGUUUAUGCUGUUUUUGAAGCCAAAGCUAGGUGUGGAUUAGAAGAAGAGAAGUCGGAUCUGCACAUGUAGCGCUAGGUCUUAUUCACACAGCCAGUGUUUGGCCAGUGAUUUCCAGCAGUGAUUGUGAAACAAAACCAGGAGUGGAGCCUACGUAUAGAUAAGGUGUAAUGGAAAGAUUUGUACCUCUUCUAUAUUUUUGACCCACACCUGGUUUUGGCUUCAUAGUCACUGACCAAACAAUGAUAGUGUAAAAACAGCCUUAAAGGGGUUCUCCAGGAAUUAAGAAAAUGAAAAUACGUAAAUAUUAC